AUGGAGGAGGCCAACGGCGGCGUGCUCUGCCGCGGCGGCACGGCCGAGGCGGGGGCGGGGGCGGGGGCGGAGGCUGGCCGCGCGCCGCACGUGGCGAUGCUGGUGACGCCCGGGAUGGGCCACCUGAUCCCGCUGGCGGAGCUGGCCAAGCGCCUCGCGGCGCGGCACGGCGCCACGGCCACGCUCAUCACCUUCGCCUCCACCGCCUCCGCCACGCAGCGGGCCUUCCUCGCCUCCCUCCCGCCGGCCAUCGCCUCCCUGUCUCUCCCUCCCGUCGACCUCUCCGACCUGCCGCCCGACGCCGCCAUCGAGACGCUCAUGUCCGAGGAGUGCGCCCGCGUGGUGCCCGCGCUCACGGGGGUCCUCUCAGGGCUGAAGGAGACCACAAGGCUGGUCGCGUUCGUCGCCGACCUCUUCGGGGCCGACUCCUUCGACGCCGCGGCGGCCGCCGGCGUGGCGAGGCGGUGCCUCUUCUUCCCGACCAACCUCCACGUGCUCACGCUCAUCCUCCACCUCCCGGAGCUGGACGUCUCCAUGCCCGGCGAGUUCCGGGACCUCGCCGAGCCCGUCAGGCUGCCCGGCUGCGUGCCCAUACCCGGGCCGGACAUCCUCUCGCCGCUCCAGGACAAGUCCAACCCCUGCUACCGCUGGAUGGUGCACCACGGCAGGCGCUACCGCGACGCCGAGGCCAUCCUCGUCAACUCCUUCGACGCCGUCGAGCCUGACGUCGCCCGGGUCCUCCGUGCCCCACAGCCCGGCCGCCCUCCGGUGUACAACAUCGGCCCGCUCAUAAAGACCGACGCCGUCGAGACUGACAACGAGCCGCGUGCACCGUGCCUUGACUGGCUGGACCGGCAGCCGCCCAGGUCGGUCAUCUUCGUCUCCUUCGGCUCCGGCGGCUCGCUUCCGGCGGAGCAGAUGCGGGAGCUCGCGCUGGGGCUGGAGCAGAGCGGGCAGCGGUUCCUGUGGGUGGUGCGGAGCCCGAGCGACGAGGGCGCGGUGAACGCCAACUACUACGACGCGGAGAGCAAGAGGGACCCCCUGCCCUACCUCCCGGAGGGGUUCGUGGAGAGGACCAAGGAGGUGGGCCUGCUCGUGCCGUCGUGGGCCCCGCAGAUAAAGGUGCUGGCCCACGAGGCCACGGGGGGCUUCCUGGUGCACUGCGGGUGGAACUCGGUGCUGGAGAGCCUGGUGCACGGCGUGCCGAUGGUCGCGUGGCCCCUCUUCGCGGAGCAGCGGCAGAACGCCGUCAUGCUGAGCGAGGGGGUCGGCGCCGCGAUACGGGUGCCGGACACGAAGAGGAAAGAGGAGAUCGCCGCGGCGGUGAGGGAGGUGAUGGCGGGGCAGGGCAAGGGCGCUGAGGUGCGGGCCAAGGUGGCGGAGCUGCAGAAGGCGGCGGCGGAGGGCCUCCGCGAGGGGGGCGCCGCCACGACGGCGCUGGAUGAGGUGGUGCAUAAAUGGAUCGGCGGCGGGGACAAGUAG
This is a messenger RNA of Triticum turgidum subsp. durum (durum wheat), 1482 nucleotides long. Lineage: Eukaryota; Viridiplantae; Streptophyta; Magnoliopsida; Poales; Poaceae. The record is from the annotation of a GenBank genome assembly.